This is a messenger RNA of Helicoverpa armigera (cotton bollworm), 1548 nucleotides long. RefSeq lists its product as uncharacterized. Bases 229 to 630 code for a protein of 133 amino acids. The record is from RefSeq and is a predicted model, not a curated record. The transcript has 2 exons. Lineage: Eukaryota; Metazoa; Arthropoda; Insecta; Lepidoptera; Noctuidae.
UUAAAAAAAAAAUAGUAUUGUCUAUGCUACUUACGAGGUCGUGCAUUGGUGCAUUUUUAGUUUAUAAAAACUUCACAAAUUCAAUCAAUCAAAGGAGUAAAGGAGGCAUCAUCUCAUCACGAAAUAAUAUUGGCUCCAAGAAAUAAUUAUUGAUUUCGACGCACUUAUCAAAACAAAGUUUCCAAUAGAACUACUGUUGUCGACGCGUAUCGCAAUAACGAGUGAAAAAUGCCGGCAAGCAAUGUUGGGUCAUACUUGCAGGACGCCAGAAAUAAUUUCGACGCCGUGCGACCCGCCCUAGUUUGUGCUGAUGCCAAUCAAUCAAUAGGCCAAUGUCAGAAUGUGCAUAUAUCCACAAAUUGCUAUUAUGGCUACCACGACUUGAAAACACCAGAAAACAACCACGUUGACACAGAUUGCGAAAUGGUUGCUGUAGAACUCCCUGAUGGAACGCUCUCCAAAACGUCCUCGAGGAAGCGCAGCGCUGACGAAGACGAAUAUCCGCAAAGAAAACGACUUCGAGAAGAGGGUAUGGUGCCAUCAACUUCCAACUACAAUCCAUGUUUACUACGUCCAACGCACAACAAUCCAGACAUAUCUCGUUGUCUCAUGGUCCAUAUGAUGAUCUAAUCUCUACUGCAAUGUCACCAAAGACAAAAAAUAAUUUAGAAAAUUAUUCAUUUUAUCUGCAGAAGUACAAAGAGAGAAAAGCAUUGAACCUGAGACAAGCGAGACCAUGAAAUUGGAUUCAAGUACAGAAGAUAUCAUGGAAUCUUUGUAUUGGAACAUUCACGGAGGAAAUAUUUUUCAUUUGAUACAGUGUCUGUGACUCAAACACGUGUGAUAUAAGAUUUAAGUGAUUGGGACAUUAAGCAUUACCUAACAAUUUUGUACAACUAAGUUAAUAUGUAUGUUUCUAGUGUAAGAUUUGUCUAAUAAAAAUUAAUAGGCAAAGGGAGGGUGUUUCUUUUAAUUUAAAAGAAUAUAUUUGUUUAAGAAUAUUUAUUAAUAUAUUAUUAUAUAUAUUACACAAAGUAUUUAUGUAAAGCAUAUGAGUUAUUCAAUAAUAAAAAUGGGAUACAAUAAUAACACAAUAAUACUAAAGUCAUCAGGGGAACAUCAUACUUCAGUUCAAUCUGGAAAAAAGAAAACACUCAAUUAUUUCAAUUUACUUUGUUUUUCUGUUCCAGAUGCAGUUACAGAAGCUUUAAUAAAUUUGUUUCUCUUUCAGUGUAUACUCAAACUAUAUAGAAGCCAAAUAUGGCUGAGUUUGGGUUUUAUGCCACCUUUACAUUGUAUUAACUUCACCUUUUUGUUUUUCAGAUGAUUCUUCCAUGUGCAGCCUUGUUGGCACACGAUCAAGUCCAAGCCACUCAGCUUCCGCCUUUAAUGUAAACAUACCAACAAUUUACAGUUUGUCUUUAACAUAUAGAUUGCUAUUAAGAGUGCAGGUGUCAUAUAACUAACAGAAUUAAGUUAUAACCAAACCCACUGUGAUAUUAAUUGUAUUUGUACCUGAUAUUGUAAUAAAUAAUUUAGAUGUUGUAA